AUGCCUUUAAGUGUUCACAGAAUUGCUUUGAAUUUUGAUGUCACUGGACAAACACUGCAUGAUGCUAUAGCUCAAGGUAGUGCACCUAAAUGCCCAGGUCCCUCUACAAUACUCACAGCUGAAGAAGAAAAUGAAUUAGUUGAAUACUGUUUGAACAUGCAAAGAAUUGGAUUUAAACUUACUAGAGCAGCCAUAAAUACAAUGAUUGUACAAAUGCUUAAAAUUAAAAACAAAGAAUAUUUACUUAAAAAUGCAUGGUUAAGAAAAGUACUAGCUCAAAAAGCAUCUGGAAUGUGUAUUCUGUCAUUACUAGUUUAUAAAGGUGUUAAUGUAAUUAAAGGUUUAUUAGAUAAUGCAUUAGUUUUAUCUAGUAUUGUUGCUACAUUUACCAAUACUGAUUACAUGCAUGAAAAUAUUUUUGGAAUGUACAUAGAGCAUUUUAACAAUUCAAUCCUCUCUACUAGACCUGUCUUGCUUAUGCUUGAUGGAGCUACUAGUCAUAUCAACUUAAUUAGUAUUAAAUACUAUAAUGAAAACAAUAUUCUUCUUUAUGUUUUAUCUUCUAAUACUACCCAUAUUCUUCAACCAUCUAAAACUUUUAUUAAAAAACUUAAGGCUAAAUAUGAUAAAGCAUCAGAUUGUUAUCAUUCUAAUAAUGACUAUGAAGUAGUUACAAAAUACUCAUUUGCACAAGUUUUUGAUAAAGCAUUUUAUGAAACAUAUACUCUGAAUGCAAUCAGACAUACAUUUGCUGCAACUGGUAUUUGGCUACUGAAUCUUAAUGCAAUUAACUCUGAUCGCUUAAUGCCUUCAUUACCAACUUAUAAACUUGUUAUUACAAGCUAA
This is a messenger RNA of Cetraspora pellucida, 846 nucleotides long. Lineage: Eukaryota; Fungi; Glomeromycota; Glomeromycetes; Diversisporales; Gigasporaceae. The record is from the annotation of a GenBank genome assembly.